Hirsutella rhossiliensis is the source of this 1359-nucleotide messenger RNA. RefSeq names its product TLC domain-containing protein. The coding region runs from base 1 to 1359 and encodes 452 amino acids. The transcript has a single exon. Gene Ontology annotation, biological process: ceramide biosynthetic process. The record is from RefSeq and is a predicted model, not a curated record. Gene Ontology annotation, molecular function: sphingosine N-acyltransferase activity. Lineage: Eukaryota; Fungi; Ascomycota; Sordariomycetes; Hypocreales; Ophiocordycipitaceae. Gene Ontology annotation, cellular component: membrane.
AUGGCCGAGCCGUUUCCGCUCCUCAACACCUCGCCCGACCAGCUACACCUCGCCGACGCCGACAGCGCGCUGCGCCGGCGGCGGAAAAGCAGCGGCCUCGGCGGCGACAUCCGCGCCGGCGACACGGGCGCCCCCGCCCUGGCCUCGAGCAGCGCCAGCCUCGGCCUCGCCGGCGAGCCCUCGGCCUCGCCGGCCCAUCAUGGCGGCGGCGCUUUGGGCGCCAAGCGCCUGUCCAAGCGCCGGCGCGCGCGCGGCCUCGCCUCGCGCGUCCGCCAGCUCAUGAUCAAGCACACCUUUGUCCUGCCCGCCUGCAUCCUCCUCGUCUUCGCCUCGGGCUACGCCCUCAACCCGACCGAGGCCAACCCCCUCCACCGCUGGAUCUUCCUCUCGUACCGCCUGCCGCACCACGACCUGUCGCGGCCGGUCCAGUACGGCAAGGGGCCCUGGGACAUUGCCUUUGUCGCCUUCUACACCGUCGUCCUGUCCUUCACGCGCGAGUUCAUCAUGCAGGAGCUGCUGCGGCCCCUCGCCCGCCAUACGGGGCUCGGCAGGGCCAAGCAGGCCCGCUUCAUGGAGCAGAUGUACACGGCCCUCUACUUCGUCGUGCUGGGCCCCGCGGGCAUGUACGUCAUGAGCCGCACCCCCGUCUGGUACUUCAACACGCGCGGCAUGUACGAGGACUUUCCGCACCGCACGCACGAGGCCGUCGUCAAGUUCUACUACCUCUUCCAGGCCGCCUACUGGGCGCAGCAGGCCAUUGUCCUCGUCCUCGGCAUGGAGAAGCCGCGCAAGGACUUCAAGGAGCUCGUCGGCCACCACAUUGUCAGCCUCGCCCUCAUCGGCCUGAGCUACCGCUUCCACUUCACCUACAUGGGCAUCGCCGUCUACACCACGCACGACAUCAGCGACUUCUUCCUCGCCACCUCAAAGGUGCUCAACUACAUCGACCACCCCUUUGUCGGCCCCUACUUCUUCCUCUUCAUGUGCGUCUGGAUCUACCUGCGCCACAUCGUCAACCUCAAGAUCAUCUGGUCCCUCUUCACCGAGUUCCGCACCGUCGGCCCCUUCGAGGUCGACUGGGAGCUGCAGCAGUAUAAGUGCUGGAUCAGCCAGUACAUCACCACGGCCCUGCUCGCCUCCCUCCAGGCCCUCAACCUCUUCUGGCUCUUCUACAUUGUCCGCAUCGCCUGGCGUUUUGUCCUGCAUCGCGCCGCCGACGACGACCGCUCCGAGGAUGAGGACGAGCCCGAGCACGCCGACCCGGGCGACAAGAGGGGUAAGCCUGUGGCCGCCGCCAAGGACCGCGUCCCCACGCUCGAGGUCAACGGCAAGGCCAUCCCCAACGGCUUGCCCGGGUAG